GACGAGCCGCUGGACGUUUAAAACCCCAGGGUUUUUUCUUCUGGUUUGAUCCAUUCUCUUGUGUUUGUCAGCAGCGGAGCUAUGGCGAGCAAGAUCGUGGCUAGGGUUUCUCCCAAGCAGCUCAAGGCGUGCAUUGCCAGGGCGAAUCAUCGCGGCUACUCUAACGCCGCCGCGGCCGCCGCGGCGCAGCAGGCACCCCAGGAUCAGCAGCGCCGGGGCAUUCGCAAGGAUGUUUCGCCGUUCCUCCCGUUCGGGGUCAUUGACAUCUGGGAGCCAAGGAGCCUCCGCCAGAUGCUGGACACGAUCGACCGCUACGUUGACAGCCCCGCUGCCUUUCCGGCCGCCUUGGGAGGACUAUCCCCGCGCACGAGCAUGAGGACGCCAUGGGACAUCGUGGAGAAGCCCGAGGCCUUCAUCAUGCGCGUGGACAUGCCGGGGCUGGACAAGUCGGAGGUGAGCAUCGGCGUGGAGGACGAGGAGCUGGUGAUCCGCGGCGAGCGCAAGGCCGCGGAGGGAGACGUGUUUGGCGACAGCCGGAGCUACAACACGAGGAUGGUGCUGCCCAAGGAGGUUGACAAGGGGAGCAUCAAGGCGGAGCUCAAGAACGGCGUGCUCAUCGUCGUGGUGCCCAAGAUCAAGCCCGAGGCCAAGAAGGUGACCCAGAUCCAGGUCUCGUGAGCGCUCAUCUCAGCCCAAAGCUACAUUUUGAUUUGUUAGUUUUGUGAAAAUUUUGCGUUGGUAAAGAACAAUCGUUCUCUUAUUAUGUUUAUGGAAAAGAAAGGUAUAGGAAUGUGCUCGAAGAAAGAUCUGGAAGCAGAUCCUUGAAAUAUUCCUUUUGA
This is a messenger RNA of Selaginella moellendorffii, 839 nucleotides long. Its product is annotated as small heat shock protein, chloroplastic. The transcript is spliced from 2 exons. Bases 82 to 678 code for a protein of 198 amino acids. Gene Ontology annotation, biological process: response to heat. The record is from RefSeq and is a predicted model, not a curated record. NCBI's taxonomy places the organism in Eukaryota, Viridiplantae, Streptophyta, Lycopodiopsida, Selaginellales, Selaginellaceae.